AUGGCCUUGAUGCCGCAUAUACUUGUCCACAACUUUUGGGACGUUCUGACUAUUACAAUAGAAAAUUUGACCUUAGUUUUGUCGGUGCAUAUAUUUGGUCUAAACUUUGGAAUUAGAAGAUUUUGGGUCAUUGAAAAGUUCACAAAGACAGUAAUUAUCUGUGGGGAGGAAAUGACUAGUGAAAAUGUGUUUCUUUUGAACACCUGCCCAAGCAUGUUUUGUAUGAGGGUGAGAGUAGCUCUAGCAGAGAAAGAAAUCAAGUAUGAAACUAUAGAUGAAGACCUGACUAACAAGAGCAAGCUACUUCUGGAAACGAAUCCGAUUCACCAGCAAGUCCCAGUUCUGAUACACAAUGGAAAGCCAAUCUCAGAGUCCCUCAUAAUUGUUCAGUACAUAGAUGAGGUGUGGCACCACAAGAACCCCUUGAUGCCAUCUGAUCCUCACAAGAAAGCUCAAGCAAGGUUCUGGGCUGACUUCAUUGACAAAAAGGUCUUUGGCCCUGCAAGAAAAAUAUGGAGUGCUAAAGGGGAAGAGCAGGAGGCAGGGAAGAAGGAAUUCAUAGAGAUCCUGAAGAUAUUGGAAGGAGAAGCACUUGGAGAUGGACCUUAUUUUGGAGGUGAGACAUUUGGUUAUGUAGAUGUGGCUCUGAUUCCCGUUUAUAGUUGGUUCUAUGCCUUUGAGACUUGCGGAAACUUCAGCAUAGAAGCAGAGUGUCCUAAGCUGGUGGGAUGGGCCAAAAACUGCAUGAAAAGGGAGAGUGUUUCCAAGUCUUUAGCUGAUCCUAUGAUUGCGUACGAGACUGUUUUGUUCUUGAAGAAACUGUUUGGGAUUGAAUGA
Messenger RNA from Oldenlandia corymbosa var. corymbosa, 837 nucleotides. NCBI's taxonomy places the organism in Eukaryota, Viridiplantae, Streptophyta, Magnoliopsida, Gentianales, Rubiaceae. The record is from the annotation of a GenBank genome assembly.